UUUUCUGUGAGCCCAGGCGGGUGCUAGGAGGAGCUCGAACAGAGCAGGGAGACGGCCGACCUUUUGGCAGCAAAUGGCUUUUCCACAGGAGACAACGUACGGGACUCAGGAGUUCUCCUUUCUGCCUGUUACUCUGGCUUUGCAGCCCCCUCUUCUCUGCCCGGCUGGAGCUGCGCAGAGCUGGUGGCAGCGUGUCCGCAGCCAGAUCCUUCUCAUGGGCGCUCCGUAACUCAGCAGCCGAGGGAAGGGAAGGCGUUUGCAGCAGCAGCAGAGCUUCCUUUGCUGGGCAGCAGCCGGAAGAGUUUGGGAAACCAUUUUAGGGAGACUUUCUGAAGAUUCUUGUAUGUGUGACAGAUCGGACAAAGCUGUUUCCUUCUCCCUCAUAUCCCGCUGUGGAUUAUUGAAGAAACUUCACUUGUGGGGGAGUUGGCUAGGUUUCUGCUUACUGCGCUGCAGGUUUUUGUGCCCCGUUUGUGUGAUUCCCUCGCAUGAAAGUAGCUCCUCUCUGGUAUAGUUCCAGAUUGAUAACGCUGGUUCAGCGUUUGGUUCAACGAUGGAACAUUUUUUCUUGAUGCCGAAUUAAAAAAUCUUAGAAUAUUUCCCCCCUUUUCUGUACUUCUGUUCUUCUGCUAUUAUUUAAACCUUGUAAAAUGUUUUAAGAUAAAUUUUUUGUUAAAUCAGAUGCAAUAAUAUUUUUGGUGGUGACUCACUGAGUACCUUAGUUUCUCAGUGUUGCUUAAAGACCAGCUCCCCACCUCCACAGUGAGAAAGGACUGGUGUGGGAUCUUAUGUAUGAGAUAGCACCCAAAAUAGCAAGUGUUACAUAUAUUUUCACCUGACACCAGUUUGCCAUCCUGACAGUUGUAGUAAGGUUUCUGUAACUGAAAAAGAAGCUUUAAACAAUUUUUUUUCAAUUUUCUCUACAUAACUGUUGACUGUUUUCCAGUUAUCUGUUUGCUUGCUUCCUUGCUUUUGGUGGAAAAAAUGUAGCAGGUUAGCAUAAAAUGUAGGUAUGACCAAAAAAGUAAGCUUUAAACAGUAAGCUUAGGAAAAUAAACUUGAACUUCUCCUGUUUCUCCAUUAUUUUGUAUCACUACUGUUUCCUGCUUUUUCCAUGGUGAUGAGGAUGGAGAAAAAAAGGGGCUUUGGACGGCUUUUGGCUUCGCUGCCUGGGACAUGGGGCUAUAGUCUGCAUGCAGGGACCAGUCCUUAAUCAGCCUGUUACUCUAGCUGGCUCUGUGAAGGGCAGUUGGCUGUUUGAAAGACUGUAUUUGUUCUGAUGGAUGUCAUCUUGUUCUGAGAGAGUGAUUAAAACCAUGUGUGGAGAGUGUGAUGGGGAAUCUGCCUGUGAAAAUUUACCAAUUCCAUUUAAUUUGAUGAACUCUAAUUGUAACUUGCAGGGUGGGAUGAACCCCCAUUAUGUAUCAAACUUUGUGUCCUGUGCUGAGGACCAGUUUGAACUGAUAUAUGCUAGCCCGGGGUCCUCAAACUGGGGGUUGGGGUCACGAGUUAUCAGCCUCCACCCCAAACCCCAUGUUGCCUUCAGCAUUUAUUAUGGUGCUAAAUAUAUAAAAAAGUGUUUUUAAUUCAUAAGGGGAUGAGGUCGCACUCAGAGGCUUGCUGUGUGAAAGGGGUUUGAGAACAGAAGUUUGAGAACCACUGUGCUUGGCCUGUUUAGAGAUGUUUUCACACCUUUUGUAGGUCUAACAAAGGAAGCAUAAUCUAGACUGCUCCUAAUGAUUUAUGGACUUGCUAAUAACUUUUAUCCACUGCUCACCCCUAAGAAACAAUGGUGUUCUGCACAUGAACUCAGCAUGGGACCCUACACUGGGGUUCAUGACCAAGACUGUGUUUAUGAGGAGGGGUUGUGUGUGCAUGGGGACAAACCAACAGCAGCAGCAAGAGGUUCUUGCUGUAGGAAGACAAGGAAAUCUCCACCUAGCCUGAACUUCGACAGACCAUGACCCAAAAGAUUCCUAGGACUGAAAUGAGCCGUCAGACUGCUACAGCACUACCUACAGGUACUUCAAAGUGUACACCAUCACAGAGGGUGCCUGCUCUGACUGGCACUACAGCGUCCAACAAUGACUUGGCAAGUCUUUUUGAGUGUCCUGUGUGUUUUGACUAUGUGCUGCCACCUAUUCUUCAGUGUCAGAGUGGCCAUCUUGUUUGUAGCAACUGUCGCCCCAAGCUUACAUGCUGUCCAACUUGCCGAGGCCCACUGGGUUCCAUUCGUAACUUGGCUAUGGAAAAAGUUGCAAAUUCUGUACUGUUCCCAUGUAAAUACGCCUCUUCUGGAUGUGAGAUAACUUUGCCACACACAGAAAAAGCAGACCAUGAAGAGCUGUGUGAGUUUAGGCCUUAUUCAUGUCCAUGUCCUGGUGCUUCAUGUAAAUGGCAAGGUUCGCUGGAUGCUGUAAUGCCACAUUUGAUGCAUCAGCAUAAGUCAAUAACAACACUACAGGGAGAAGAUAUAGUUUUCCUUGCUACAGACAUUAAUCUUCCUGGUGCUGUUGACUGGGUUAUGAUGCAGUCUUGUUUUGGCUUUCAUUUCAUGUUAGUCUUGGAGAAACAGGAAAAAUAUGAUGGUCACCAGCAGUUCUUUGCUAUUGUACAGCUGAUAGGAACACGCAAGCAAGCAGAAAAUUUUGCUUAUCGACUUGAGCUUAAUGGUCAUAGGCGGCGAUUGACUUGGGAAGCAACUCCUCGAUCUAUUCAUGAGGGAAUUGCAACAGCCAUUAUGAAUAGUGACUGUCUAGUCUUUGACACCAGCAUUGCACAGCUCUUUGCAGAAAAUGGCAAUUUAGGCAUCAAUGUAACUAUUUCAAUGUGUUGAAAUGGCAAGCAAACAUUUUCAGGCCAGUGUUUAAAACAGUUGCAUUUAAUUUCGCAGAAACUAGGGUAACCAUCUUUGACUGCCAGACACAAACUAUUUGGUAGAGGGAGGCUAGACGUAUAUGAAGGUAAAUAAAAGGAAAGGCUGUUAAAUUACAGGAAGCAGUUGCAUGUAGUAACACUAAUAUAUUUAAAAUAAGUCAACAGUAAACCACUGAAAAUAUAUAUACACCCAAAAUGGGCAUCUUUUGUAUUAAGAAUUGAUUCUACAGGAAAUGUUGUAAAAUAGUUCUAAAAACUUGUUUGUAGAUUGAUUGUACUGUUGAAAAUGAUACUGUUGUUUUUUUUGUUUUUUUCCCUUUGACUGACAAGCCAUGUUGAGCAGUCUGGUCUCUUGCCGCUGCUUUUUCCCCUUAAGUCACUACAUAGUAUUGCUGCUGUUUGUGUAUAUUUUUUGUGUAUUUGCUAAUUUUUAUUAACUUCUAGUUUUUCAUUAAAUAAAUAUGACUUUCUUUUCUGUAAUUCAAGUUUUCCUCCUUUUUGUACCUUUUAAAAAUUAAUUGCAGGUGUCAUCUUUUGAUAUGCAUAAUUGCUUAUGGUAAAACUUAUACUUCUGUACAUUUGGUAAAUUAGUCUCUUCCCAAUAGUCCAUUCAUUGGUGAUACUGUUCUUAAUUCAGCUAUUUUGUGAAUGUAUUCAACUCUAAAGGAGCAAUUACAUUGGAAGAAUUAUCAGAAAAACAGCUUCUUUUAGAAACAGGCCUAGAUGAUGAUGUACUUUGUUAUACCUUCAAACAAAAGUGAGGAGUUAUUGGGUAACAUCCUAAUUAAAAAAACUGAAAAUUCAGGCACACUUUUUAAAUUUAGAAACUUCAGACACAAACUCAUGCUUGUAUUUGGUUUUGCAGUACAAGAAGGCAUUGUCUUAUGCAGUAUUUGUAACUAUAAAAACAGACCAUUUAAAAAAAAAAGGCAGUCUCAGAAUACGAUGUUUUUGGUCUUUUUUAAUUUUGUCAUUAAAAGAAUACCUGGCAAACGAAA
Messenger RNA from Gopherus flavomarginatus (Mexican gopher tortoise), 3875 nucleotides. It is a transcript of the gene SIAH1, whose product is annotated as siah E3 ubiquitin protein ligase 1. The coding region runs from base 1961 to 2836 and encodes 291 amino acids. The transcript has 3 exons. Gene Ontology annotation, cellular component: cytoplasm. The record is from RefSeq and is a predicted model, not a curated record. NCBI's taxonomy places the organism in Eukaryota, Metazoa, Chordata, Testudines, Testudinidae. Gene Ontology annotation, molecular function: ubiquitin conjugating enzyme binding; zinc ion binding; ubiquitin protein ligase activity. Gene Ontology annotation, biological process: multicellular organism development; proteasome-mediated ubiquitin-dependent protein catabolic process.